Linum tenue is the source of this 1240-nucleotide messenger RNA. The record is from the annotation of a GenBank genome assembly. Lineage: Eukaryota; Viridiplantae; Streptophyta; Magnoliopsida; Malpighiales; Linaceae.
GCGUCGUAAUAUAUUCUGAGUGGAUAACGAAUCAACCCAACUGGAAGAAUGGACUGCGAGCGAUCGCUCCAGCAGCUUCAUAGAUGAACCUCUCACCACACUUAAAACCUAAACAAAUGGCGACACUUUCUCUUUCGCUUCCGCUCUCUCGCACCACCCCGGAAUCGUCUCUUCUGCGUCAGUUGGUCUAGUAAACGGGAGCUCCAGGCACUUCAUCACUACCCUCGCGCCAAAUUCACUUGCUGCUCUUCUUCUUCUGGGAACAAUGGAGUGGGUUCGAGAUCUGGAGAAACCCCGAGGCUUGUUGGGUUGAAAGAAAGAAGUGAAUUGUGUGGCUUGUGGGAUUCUUGCUGCUUUGGCUGUCACUGCUGCUGUUGCCUCUCCUGUAAUUGCUGCAACUCAGAGGCUACCCCCAUUGUCAACGGAACCAAAUCGAUGUGAGAAGGCCUAUGUUGGGAACACAAUCGGUCAAGCAAACGGUGUUUAUGACAAGCCGAUCGAUCUUAGGUUCUGUGAUUACAGUAAUGACAAGUCCAAUCUUAAAGGGAAAUCACUUGCUGCAGCCCUAAUGUCGGGUGCCAAGUUUGAUGGUGCGGAUAUGACAGAAGUGGUCAUGUCCAAGGCUUAUGCUGUUGGAGCUAGCUUCCAAGGUGUGGACUUCUCGAACGCAGUUCUGGAUCGUGUGAACUUUGGUAAGGCCAACCUGAAAGGGGCCAUUUUCAGGAACACGGUGCUAUCGGGUUCCACGUUCGAGGAAGCUGAACUGGCCGACGCUGUGUUUGAGGACACCAUCAUAGGUUACAUUGACCUACAGAAGCUCUGUACAAACACGUCGAUUACUCCGGAUGGAAGGCUGGAAUUGGGAUGUCGAUGAAACUUGCUCUUUUUCUACCCUCUUGACAUUGUUUAUUGCUGUCUGCCUGUCUCUAUGUAUUCAAGAGUACAUGUGAGUUCCUGGAUCCAGGCUUUGGCAGUCACACCUGGGCAUCUAUUGUAUAUGGAAGUUAUUGAUUCAUUGUGUGUUAUAUUUCAAUGAUUAAUUCCAUUUGUUCAUCUUCAUUAACUAUUUCCAAACGAAAUGAACAUAAAUGGCGCAUCUAGUGUAGUGGUAUCAUAGUACCCUCCCACGGUACUGACCGGGGUUCGAUUCCCCGGAUGCGCAAAUUUUCAUUUGAUUUUGUUUUGGUUACUAUGGCUUUCCUCUCAAUGUAAGAAGUUGUUAAUUAUCUUCCUUAUCUAU